GGCCCUCUGCCCCCAGCUCCUCUCUAUAGAGAUGCUAAUUGUUUGCCUCGUCCACGACUGAUCCCCUCAUCUUAAUUCCAGGAUCUGAUCGGAUUGAAUCCCCCCAAAUCUUGCUUCGCCCUCUUCCCUGCGGCCCCCUCCCCCUCUCAUCCUCUCCUCAGUAUAAACCCUCACACAUCCCAUUUCCUUCCUCCCUUUGUCUUUUCCAUCCCUGAUUUUUUUGUCCUCAGCUGUGGGGGAGGGAUAAUAUGAAAUGAAGGAACAGCAAUAAGAGAGGCUGGGAGGACACACACCGGGGGCUCCAGCAUCACCACAGCCCAGGAGACCCUCUGCAUUGAUGGGACUGUGAGACCCCCAACCACCCCCUCCCAUUCUGCUCUUAGGAUUUCUCAGUCUUAGUCUUCAGUCACUGCCUCUAGGGCCACAAUGGCUGGAGGGUCUCUCCACCAGAACGAUCCCUAUCCCCCUGCCCAGCAGCACCAAACCCCACAGAUGGAGACGGAGGCUUCGGACUCAAGGAAGAGACCCCUGGAGACCCCGACUGAGGCUUCCAGCACCAAGAGGUCCAACACAGCAGACGACAGCGAACUCUUCCUGAAGGUGCUGAUACCGAGUUAUGCUGCUGGAUCAAUUAUCGGAAAAGGAGGUCAAACGAUUGUCCAGCUCCAGCGUGAGACGGGGGCCACCAUCAAACUGUCCAAGUCUAAAGACUUCUACCCAGGAACAACGGAGCGCGUGUGUCUGGUGCAGGGGACGGCAGAGGCGCUGCUGUCUGUACAGGACUUCAUAGCCGAUAAGGUGCGGGAGGUGCCACAAGGAGCAAACAAGACUGACCUGGGGGUACUCAUCCCCACCCAAAACAACGUCAGUGCCGAGCGGGCCAAGCAGGCCAAACUGAUCGUCCCCAACACAACAGCGGGUCUGAUCAUUGGCAAGGGCGGAUCCACUGUACGCAGCAUCAUGGAAGAGUCAGGGGCAUGGGUCCAGCUCUCCCAGAAACCUGCAGGACCAAAUCUCCAGGAGCGGGUAGUGACAGUGAGUGGGGAGCCAAGUCAAGUUCAGUGCGCCAUAAGAAGCAUCAUACACAAAGCACGAGAGGACCCCCCUCAGGGCACAGCCUAUCUCAACAUCAGCUACAUCAACUCCCAGGGUCCUGUGGCCAACUCCAACCCUACAGGAUCCCCCUAUGCCGGAGGGUCAGCAGAACAAGCCCUUGCCCCUUUUCCUACAGCAGCGCCAGCAACUCCAGCCAUCUCUGGUGGAGACCUCUUGGCCAUCUCUACUGCCCUAAAUACACUGGCCAGUUAUGGUUACAGUACAGGCUUAGGCUAUAACCCCCUGGUAGGUGGUGUCCAUCCAGCGGCGGUCAGUCUUCUUGCAUCCUACGCAGGGGAAGCUAGUCCGGCUCUUGGGCUUGGCGGUGGAGGAAUUCUCAUGGACAAGUUAGCUGCAGAAAGUGUUGCCCCUAAAGAAACACUAGAGAUGGCUGUGCCAGAGACAUUGGUGGGCGCCAUACUGGGCAAAGGUGGAAAGACACUGGUGGAAUAUCAAGAGCUGACGGGAGCUCGAAUCCAGAUCUCAAAGAAAGGGGAGUUUGUCCCUGGAACAAGGAGCAGGAAAGUGACCAUCACUGGACCACCGGGGGCGACACAAGCUGCACAGUACCUGAUCGGCCAAAGGGUGGCCUAUGAGCAAAACGUUCGGUCAAGCAACCCGCAAAAAGUUGGUUAAAAUGCUUUCGAAUAUGGUGGGGAGAGAGGUCGAUGAGUUUGGGGGGGAGGGGGGGAGGGUAAUAGGGUCAUAGAGACAAGCAGAUGUCUUUUAUUCAUGUGGGUUCAAUAUGGACGGACUUGCACCUUCGGGAUAUUGAUAAGGACUUGACAACAUUGCCAUAAUGUCAGGAAACAUAAGCUCAUGGGUUCUGUUACUUGAAGGCUCCAUACUUCACGGCUAUAAGGUGACGUUUCAGAAAGAAUAAAAUUUAAAAAAAACAAAUACAAAAAAAAACCCUAAAAAUGUGAAGGCUCAAAUUUUAAACAGGAACAAAAGCAAUAACAGCAGAUAUUGCACUGCGGAAAGAAAAAAAAAGAUGAGUCCACUCAUGACCCCCCCACCCCUGGACCUGACCUCUGGAUGACGCAGAAGCAAGACACACCAUACGGCAGAUAACAUGGCGGACGCUGGACUACGUGAUCAUAUCACAUGACCCUGUGACGGGGACCGGACACUCACAGGUGGCUAUCCCCUGUGUCCAACAUCUCAUACGUGCCAAAAACCUACCUAGAACUAGUGCCAAAACCACUGUCCAACCCUCGCCGGGCGCCCCGCACAACUCCAGACCCAGUAGUUAGAAACCCUCCCGGGGCAACGAUAGAGACUGGACGACGUUAUCCCUCUCGGCUGCUUCUGUGGUAACAUUAAAAAGAAAAAAAAAAGGCCAAAAUUGCUCUUUUUACAGCAGGUGUAGAUUUUUUUUCUGGAUGUGUAAAAAAAUAAAAAUAAAAAAAAGGGGCGGACAAAAUCCUCUGUAAGUGUUAGAAAUAUUUCCUAAUAUUUGCUGCAUAAACUAUAAAAGAUGAAUUCUA
This is a messenger RNA of Hyla sarda, 2585 nucleotides long. RefSeq names its product RNA-binding protein Nova-2-like. Bases 427 to 1731 code for a protein of 434 amino acids. Lineage: Eukaryota; Metazoa; Chordata; Amphibia; Anura; Hylidae. Gene Ontology annotation, molecular function: mRNA binding. Gene Ontology annotation, cellular component: cytoplasm; nucleus. The record is from RefSeq and is a predicted model, not a curated record. The transcript has 4 exons. Gene Ontology annotation, biological process: regulation of alternative mRNA splicing, via spliceosome; mRNA splicing, via spliceosome.